This is a messenger RNA of Vanessa tameamea, 1769 nucleotides long. Its product is annotated as protein RFT1 homolog. Lineage: Eukaryota; Metazoa; Arthropoda; Insecta; Lepidoptera; Nymphalidae. Gene Ontology annotation, biological process: dolichol-linked oligosaccharide biosynthetic process; glycolipid translocation. Bases 1 to 1677 code for a protein of 558 amino acids. The transcript has a single exon. The record is from RefSeq and is a predicted model, not a curated record. Gene Ontology annotation, cellular component: endoplasmic reticulum membrane.
AUGGGUCGAAAUUUAUUAAUGAGCAGUCUUGAAAAUGCAUCAUUUAACAUUUUACUACAGAUUUUAUUUAGAUGUGUAACAUUUAUUAUAAAUGCCUGGGUUAUCAGAAAUGUAGGACAUGAAAUUAUUGGUAUCAUGAAUGUCAGACUGUUAUUACUAGAGAGUACUAUUCUAUUCCUAAGUAGAGAGCCAUUCCAUCGUGCCUGCUUAGGUCAAAAAGAUGAAUUUGUUUGGCAUCAAGUCAUGAAUCAAAUUUGGUUGUCAGUCCCACUCAGUUGUUUGUUAUCUUUUAUUUUUGUUUAUAUAUGGCUUAAUAUAUUGCCAUUGGGUCAUCCAGAGCUUGUUUUUCAAUACGAGUUUGGUUGUUGGAGUGUAGCAUUGUCAUGUAUAUUAGAACUUUGCUCAGCAAAUAUUGUUCUGGUUACACAACUUUUUUGUUUUGUAAAGCUUAAAGUUAUCCUUGACACAUUACAUAUUUUUGUAAGGACAGUAUUAUUUUUAUCUAUUAUAGUAUAUGACAGGUCAUUGGCUCUUAUUGCGUUUUCAGUAGCCCAAGUUGGAAGUAUUGCAGUUAUUGUUCUAGCUUAUUACUCAUUCUUCUAUUGGUACAUUAAAUUUAAGCCAUUGUAUGCAAAGGGUGCACUCAAAGUGAAAUUUCUUCCAAAUAAUAUUUUGGAGCGACUUUAUAGCAAUAUGGACGACUUCAACUUCACUACCCUCAGAGACUUUUUUCCAAAGUACUUGGGUUCUAUAAACUCUUCGUUUAAUAAAAAAUUGAAUACUCUUACUUUAAGUUUUGCCAAGCAAGGAGUUGUUAAGCAGGUUUUGACAGAAGGAGAGAAAUAUGUUAUGUCAGUUAGUCCUGUGAUGACUUUUACUGAACAAGCAACUUAUGAUGUUGUAAAUAAUCUAGGUAGUCUAGCUGCUAGAUUUGUAUUUCGACCCAUAGAGGAUAGCAGUUAUUUUUACUUUACACAAAUGGUGAGCAGGGACUUGCCUUUAUGUAAGCAAGAUCAAAACAAAAUCCAAGAAUCUUGUACAGUUUUGUCUCAAGUUUGUAAAAUUGUGAGUUCCAUUGGUUUGGUUGUUCUAGUCUUUGGGUUGAGUUACUCUCGUACUCUCUUGACUUUGUAUGGUGGAGAAGUUUUUGUUGCCAGUGGAUUACCAGUACAGUUGCUUCAGAGUCAUUGUCUAGCUAUUGUGUUGAUGGCUAUUAAUGGCAUUACUGAAUGUUACACUUUUGCAACUAUGACUAGUGCUCAACUAAACAGUUACAAUUACUUGAUGGUAUUCUUUUCAAUUAGCUUUUUGAUACUUUCGUAUGUUUUGACAUAUGUUCUAGGACCAGUUGGAUUUAUUAUUUCGAAUUGUAUAAAUAUGUUUGCGAGAAUUGUGCACAGUAUACAUUUUAUUAGUAAUAAAACCAAGGAUACUGAUUUUAGGCCACUCCAAGGGCUAUAUGUUGGAAAAUACUUUUUAAUCACUUUAUUUAUUGCUGGUUGUAUUUGUAAGUUUUCCGAAAAUAAUUUCUUUUAUAAUUCAGUUGUAACGCACAUUGCUAUUGGCAUGGUGUGUUUGAUUUGUGUUCUGCUAUCUUGGGGAUACGAAAAUAAGAAUCUUAUCAUUAAAACUUAUCAAAAGUUUAUGAAAAGUGAAGAAAAGAUGGCAACGGAUUAGCACCUGUGUAUUGUUAAGCUUAUAUAACAUGUAAAUAAGAUGUGUAACUAUUAUUUCUAUAAAAAUAUAUAAGGUAUAUUGUAUUAUUAAAA